Messenger RNA from Helianthus annuus (common sunflower), 807 nucleotides. RefSeq lists its product as uncharacterized. The transcript is spliced from 2 exons. The coding region runs from base 1 to 807 and encodes 268 amino acids. NCBI's taxonomy places the organism in Eukaryota, Viridiplantae, Streptophyta, Magnoliopsida, Asterales, Asteraceae. The record is from RefSeq and is a predicted model, not a curated record.
AUGGCGGAUUAUUUUGUCGAAGACCCGAAGUACAACGAAGAUAUCUUUCGGCAUAGGUUCCGUAUGUCGAAACGUUUGUUUCUAAAAAUUGUGGCCGAUGUGGAAGAGAACGACCCGUCGUUUGUAGAGGCCCCCGAUGCGCGAGGUAAGAAGGGCUUUACGCCCUUGCAAAAGGUGACAUCGGCUAUUAAACAGCUCGCAAUUGGAAACACUCCAGACGAGAACGAUGAGUACUUGCAUAUGGCCGAAAGAACUUCCCGCGAGUGCCUAGAAUAUUUUUGUGACACGGUUUGCAAAAUAUACGGUCCAGAGUUCUUACGUAGACCGACAAGCCACGACAUGGCACUUUUAUACCAAGCUCAUGAGGAAAAACAUCACCUUCCAGAGUAUCGAGGCCAAUAUAUGCGAGGAGAUCAUCGAUACCCGACUGUUAUGCUCGAAGCGGUUGCUUCUCAAGACUUAUGGUUUUGGCAUGCUUUUGCCGGUCCACCGGGUUCUCAAAACGAUAUCAAUGUUCUACAACAAUCUCUGUUAUUUUUAACGGAACGAAAUGGAACCGCGCCAAAAUGUCCAUUUUACGUUAACAACCAUUUAUACAAACGUGGUUAUUUGCUCGUGGAUGGAAUCUACCCUUCGUGGUCCGUGUUUGUGAAGUCGAUCCCUUACCCUCACGAAGUAAACGAAAAGAAAUUCAAGAGGCAACAUGAGGCGGCAAGAAAAGACGUCGAACGGGCUUUUGGUGUUUUGAAGGCGAAAUGGGGUGUAUUGAGUCGACCGAUGCAAGCAAGAUCUGUUAAAAAAAAUUAG